AUGCACUUCUUGAGAUCGGCCGUUAGAGGCCAGUAAACCAUCGUGAUAAAACGCACAUGUAAACCCUGGUCCGUUUUAUUUUUUAAUAGCCUGAAUUACUUCGUGUGCUCUUGUGUUUUAAAGGUUUCAUGGUUUUCGAGGUGAGUGGAUGACAACGUGGGUAAACUGCGUGAAUGCAGCGCGAAUAAAAGCCGGUGGAGAUGCUGUGUGGAAUGAAGAGGGAAGCUGUCCGUGCAGAUGCCUGUUCAAAACACAGCAGACAUCAAUAAUUCGCUACCAAAAUAAUUCAGAAGAGCACGAUCCCCCUUUGAGUACUUGAACACGUUCAUGGAUCAAAGUGAGACAGGCAAAUGUAACCAGGGCGUGUUUCACUGUGAUCGGCGGUGAUCGAUUCUGCACAGGCCUGGUUCGUGUCACACAAGCCUGCAGUUUAUUUUAAAGAGGAGUCGACACCAUGAAUGAAGUGGAUUAUCUUGAUCAUAACAGAGCUGAGAGUCUGCAGUUUGAAGAAAAGCCGGACAUUAAACCUCCAGAUGUUGAACAGCUGCAGGACGCUGAUAUAAACCAAACCGCUGUAUUCCCCGCAGAUGUCCAGCAGAUGUUGGUGAUUAAAGAAGAGCUACCCUGGACCCCCAGUCUGGACCAGCAGAAUCUAGACCACCUCCACAUAAAGGAGGAGCAUGAGGAGCUGUGGAUCGAUACAGGGGGAGCGCAUCUUGCUGUUAGCACUAAGUGCACAUUGUCUUCUAUUUACAUGAAGUGUGAAGAUGAAAGAGAAGAAAAACCUCAGAUUGUACAGCUUCAUCAAAGUCAGACUGAAGACAAUGCAGAAGCAGAAGCUACAAACAGCAGCUCAGCUACAAAUAUCAACAAUGAAAUUGAUGAAAAGGAUUGUAGAGGACCAGAAAUCGCUGGGAACUCUAAUCCAAAUUUCCAUUUCCAACUAAAUGCUGUUGAGAAGGCCCCAGACUCUUCUGAAACAGACAUUAGUGAUGGAGAUGAUUGGCAGGAGCCUUUGUCUGAUGCUGGACCUGCAAACGAAGAUGGUGACAGUGGUUGCCCUAUACCUAAAUCAAACUUGAAAACUCUGAAAUCACUGAAAAGCAAGUGUUCUUUUCAGAGAAGGAAGACAUGUCAUUCAUUCAAAAGGCCUUAUGGCUGUUUGGCUAAUGAGAAAUUUAACAGAGUGAAACAAAGUGAAUUUUCAAAGAUGAUAGUCAACACAGGAGAAAAAACAUUUACCUGUGGUGUUUGUGCAAAAAGAUUUAAACAGAAACAAAAUCUGAAGACACAUAUGAGAGUCCACACAGGUGAUAAACCAUAUAACUGUGAUUUUUGUGGAAAAGACUUUAGACAUCACUAUAGUUUUAAAGUACACAUCAGAAUCCAUACUGGGGAAAAACCGUUUGUUUGUGGCAUUUGUGGUGAAAAAUUUAGAAAAAAGCAAAAUCUCAAACGCCACAUGAGGAUUCACACAGGAGAGAAACCAUUCAGCUGUGUUGUCUGCGCAAAACAAUUUACACAGCAGGGUGUUCUGAAGAGACAUAUGAGAGUUCACACGAGAGAGAAACCAUUUGGCUGCAAUCUGUGUAAUAAAAUGUUUACACAGCAGGGGGUUCUGAAGAGGCACAUGAGGGUGCACACAGGAGAGAAACCAUUCAGCUGUGGUGCAUGUGGGAAAAAGUUUGUGCAUCAACAUGACCUCAAAAUACACAUCAGAGUCCACACUGGAGAGAAACAGUUCAGCUGUCCUGCAUGUGAAAAGCGAUUUACUCAGCAGGGAAGCCUCAAGAGACACAUGAGGGUGCACACUGGAGAGAAACCAUUUGGUUGUAAUGUGUGUGGGAAAACUUUUACUCAACAGGGAAGUCUAAAUAGGCACAUGAGAAGCCACACACAGUAGAAAUUGUACUGGGUCUUAGUGCUAUUUGAAACAGUUUUAACCAACCAAUCUGUGUUCGUUAAACCUGAGAUGAGAUAAACUUGAGGAUUUCUGAUUCACAAAGAAAGUUAACUUAAACUGAGUGAGACUCUGUACACUAAACCUACUCACUGACAAGUUUUCUUUAACAAACUGACUCAUUUCUUUAUUCCAAAAGUUGCUAUCAAACCACUUGGUGGAGCAAAUGAAUUUAGACAAGUUUAUAUUUUAUAAACACUAAAAUGCUGAUUAGGUGUCAAUUCACUAUCUUUUUAUUUACCAUGAUGGCUUUUUAAUUUUUCAGUGGUCAAUUUGUAUGAGUGAAGAAAGUGAAUAUCUCACUUAUUUAUUAUCAGCUAAGAAUUAUAGUGGCUUGCAAAAGUAUUCGCCCCCCUUGAACUUCCCCACGUUUUGUCACAUUACAGCCACAAACAUGAAUCAAUUUCAUUGGAAUUCCACGUGAAAGACCAACACAAAGUGGUGUACA
Haplochromis burtoni (Burton's mouthbrooder) is the source of this 2408-nucleotide messenger RNA. Its product is annotated as zinc finger protein OZF. The record is from RefSeq and is a predicted model, not a curated record. Gene Ontology annotation, biological process: negative regulation of transcription by RNA polymerase II; regulation of cytokine production; regulation of immune system process. Gene Ontology annotation, molecular function: DNA-binding transcription factor activity; RNA polymerase II cis-regulatory region sequence-specific DNA binding. The coding region runs from base 455 to 1903 and encodes 482 amino acids. The transcript has 2 exons. Lineage: Eukaryota; Metazoa; Chordata; Actinopteri; Cichliformes; Cichlidae.